Molecule: messenger RNA, 2763 nt
Organism: Diaporthe amygdali
Lineage: Eukaryota; Fungi; Ascomycota; Sordariomycetes; Diaporthales; Diaporthaceae
Exons: 1
Coding region: 1-2763 (920 amino acids)
Source: RefSeq, a predicted model, not a curated record
AUGACAACGCCAACUGAGCCAGGGGCAAAUCCUGGUCACAAUCAGGUGCCAACCCACCAGGAUCUUGAUCCGGCUCAGCACCAUGACCAGGUACAGCGCCUGGGCGUUCCGGCGCCCACAGCAAAACCGUCCGCAGGCCGCCGACUAAGCGCUGCCUCUGAUAUUUCAGUCUCAAACAUCUCCACGACGUCCUCCGGCAACGAGAAGUGGCUCUCCCCCUUGGACAGAUUAUCACUGCAGCCAGUUGAGAAUGCUGCGAUACCUACAGGUGGUGCAGGCCAGGCCAUGAUGGAUGACGAUGGAGUCGACCUGAGCUCCCUGAAGGCGGGGGCGACUGACCGCCGACCCGGACCGGGACCAGAACAACCUCUUUACCACCAACAGAAUGCAUCUUCGACCCGCAUGCCCUUUCACGGUGACGAGUCCUUUCCCGGCACGCCGCAGCUUUACACACCCGAGCCUUACAGCGGCCAGUAUGCGGGACCCCAGAGAGACUCCCAGGCAGAGCUGCUCCUCGAUUCACAGCGGAACCGGCAUUCAGCCCGCUCCGUCUCUUUCGGUCCGUCGACGACUUUCAUGUAUCCUGGCCAGGGCAAAGAGCCCCCAAAUCGGAGCAGCAGUCUGCGCCCUCGGACAUGCAGGCCAAUGUGGCACUCCUCGCUCGGCAUGUACGUGUGCUUCAUCUUCGGGCUCCUCUGCGCAGUUGGCCAUCACAUCUUCUAUGCCUCGCUUGACGGUGAGCCCGCCGAGAGCCAGACUGAGAUGCUGCGAUAUGGAACCUUCCUCGCCUAUGCGGCCAAGGCAGGAUUCAGUGCAGCUGCUAUCUCAGCCUUUAAGCAGCGCAUAUGGGUCACUGUUCGCUCGAGGUUCAUGAGCAUCUCCGCACUGGACUCCAUGUUUGCUGCGGCUGAGGAUAUGGCUGCCCUGAUCAAUUGGGAGUUCUUGAAGGAUGCAAAAGCUGCUUUCGCUUUGGUAUUCUUUGCUUGGACAACGCCCCUGGUAGUCAUCCUGACAGCAAAUACCCUGUUGGUGGAGCCACGAACGAUCGUGAACAAUACGACGUGCGCCUCAGUACGGACCUUGAAUUUUACGUUCGAAGAUCUCAACGACUGGAGGAAACCAAAACAGAUCGAUGGGCUUUUUGAGAUUCCAGUGUCAAUUUGGAACACUACCAAACGGGAUGAUCAGACCGACGAUGACUGGUUCGACUACUACACCGGACCGAGUCCCAACUUCCAGCAGACAGCGACACUCGGUGCUUUCCUGCAAGAAGUUGUAGCGCGAAAGAAUGCUUCCUACGAGGUUUGCGGCUCCGGCUGGAACUGCACCUUCAACAUCGAGUUCACUGCACCCGGAUACAACUGUACUGAGGUAGCAAGCGGAGUAAACUCGACGCCGGCAAACCUCACCCAAGAAUCUGGCCAGGCCGAAGCCCCCUUCGGCACUGACUUCCUACUCCCUCAGGGCAAACACAGCUAUUAUGCCUAUGCUACCGGCGGGGAAUACUCAACCACGCAGUUAAAGAACGUCGGGGUGAGCGGCAUUCCGAACAUCCCCAAUUCUGAAUUGCCAGCCCAUUUCGGUGCAUUAAGGGUAGAGCCAAUUCUCUGGAUUGGAUACGUCGUGUUAAAUUCUCCCGGUGAAGUACAGCCCAAUCGUUCUGAUCCAGGUUGGCAAGAUGCGUUCACACCGAAGAUAUUUGCCUGUGAGCACCGUGAGACAGACUACAUCGCAACGUUCAACUACACCGAUGGAUCGCAGUCCGCCGCCAUAAGCAGUCGCAAGUUCGGCGCACCAAUCAUCAACACCACUUUUAUUCCCAGUAUAGAGGCCAACGACGGGACGGACGACAACAUUACCGCAAUACCCGAGGAGAACUAUAUAUAUCCCAAUGACACGGCCCGUUAUCGCCGGGUCGCUGCGUACCAUUCACUGGGAUACAUGUUACGAAACUUUAUUAAUGGCACAGUUGAGGUUGAGGAUACACUCAUCAACCCUAUCCAGAAUACCGAAGCCAUCCAGACUAAGUUGCUUGACCCGCGCAACAAUUACUUCCCUUACUCCAACCUCAUGCCUAUGGUACAAGGCCUCUAUGAAGACCUCAUCUUAUCCAUGUUCAGCAAUCCGCAGUUCGUCGAGGUCGUCUGGGCCGCGAGGCCCUCUGAGCAGUCCGGGACCCUUCUUGACGGCGGAGUACCCGCAUCGUCAGGCACGCCGACCGGCACCGGCGACGAGUCAGACUACAAAUACAACUGCACAAAAACUCGCACCGCUAAUGCGUAUGCCUACCACAAGCGGGACCUGUGGAUCGUAUACGGCAUCGCAGUGGUGCUAACACUGAUCUGUGUCACUGUUGGUGGCUUGGCGAUCCGCGAGAACGGGGGCGUCACGCGGAACACGCGCUUUUCAUCCAUCGUCGCCGCCACGAGGGGUCCUGCGCUUGAGAAGGUAGCCUGGAUGGGCCCGCUUCAAGACAGGGGAGAUGUUCCCAAGGAUGUCAAGAGCCUUAGGCUCGGCUACGGCAUUAUGAAUGAAAGCAAGCUGGGGCUAGGCGCGUGGUCACCGCCUCCGGAGAUCGGACCGGAUCCCAACCUCGUUGGAGUUGAAGGUGAAGGCUUUAACGAGCGUAUGGUCUCCGAAGAAAGAUCGAGCUCAGGAUACUUCCGUAGGAGGAGGGCGUUUUCGACUGAUAUGAGGUGUGGCUUCGGACUCAAGGGAGAUGUAGACCAGAGACACGGGGAAGGAAGUUUGUUCCAUCGAUAG